AUGGCAAGUCAAAGGCUUUUACAAGGAUAUAGGAGAGGCAUCCACAUAAGUAGAACUGGAGUAUCAUCAGAUGAGGAAAUGGCCAAAAUGAUUGCUGAAAAGCUGAACAAAUCAGGGUUAAGAGAUGUUCGAGCCAUGAUGCCAUCUCUGUGUUCUAAUCUGAAUCAUGAAGUCACCUCCUUGGUACUCUCAAACCCUGAUGUUUCCCCUCGUUCUUGCUUGUCUCUCUAUGACCUUUUGGCAAAUGAUGAGUCUCUUACUGCUCAAAAACCUGAUGUUGAAGCCAGCAUCGUCCUUCUUUUGAGACUAUUCAAGGAUAGGAAGUUUGUGGACAUGAAGAAUGUGUUGACUAGGAUUGCAUCAGAUGAUUUUAGGUUCCCAGUUGCUAGUUGGGUAUCUAUGAACAGUGGAAAAUUAAAUGAAGAUUGUUUUAGGGAGAAGCUGUAUAAUAUGCUGUUUAGAGUCUAUGCUGAUGCAAGGAUGUUCGAAGAGGGCCUUGAGGUUUUUGAUUACAUGAUAAGUAACGGGUUGAAGAUUGACGAGAGAUCUUGUAUCGUCUAUCUGCUUGCUUCGAAGAGAUGCGACAGAAUGGAGAUGUGUUCAGUACUAUUCAGAAAGAUGGUUAAUUCUAAUAUGGAGGUUAGUGUUUACUCUUUGACCAUUGUGGUUGAUGGGUUGUGUAGAAGAGGUAGGGUUACAAGGGCUAAAGAAUUAAUGAUUGAGAUGGCUAGGGUGAAAGGAAUUAAGCCGAAUGUCAUUACCUACAAUACCAUUUUGAAUGGAUAUGUGAAAAUAAGGGAUUCUGCCGGCGUUGAAGAGAUCUUGAGAUUGAUGGAGACUGAUGAAGUUGCUUAUAAUGCCGCUACAUAUACCAUGUUGAUUCAUUUCUUUGGUGACAGCGGUAAGGCGGAGAAAGCUGAGAGGUUGUUCAAAGACAUGAAUGAAAGAAAUGUCGAAGUGGAUAUUCAUGUGUAUACGUCGAUUAUCAGCUGUAAUUGUAAAGUUGGGAACCUGAAAAGGGCUUUUGCUUUGUUUGAUGAGCUCGGCGAGAGAGGUCUUGCUCCCAGUACUCACACAUAUGGGGCCUUGAUUGAUGGUGUCUGCAAGGCUGGCCAGAUGGAGGCAGCUAAGAUCUUGCUAUCCAGAAUGCAAAGCCAAGGGUUAGACAUGAAUCUGCUGAUCUUCAACACUCUUAUUGAUGGUUAUUGUAAAGCAGGUAUGAUAGAUGAGGCUUUAAGAGUAAAGGGUACAAUGGAAAAGAACGGAUUCAAGGCGGAUAACUAUACACAUAACAUUAUUGCUAGUGGCCUGUGUAAAUUGAACAAGCUUGAUGAUGCGAAGAACUGGUUGUUUGCAAUGAUCGAAAGAGGUGAAAUACCAAAUUCAGUGAAUUUCACCACUCUGAUCAACAUCUACUGCAAAGAGAGGAAUAUCCUGGAAGCGAAGAAGCUGUUCAAGGAGAUGAAGAAGAAAUCAGUGAAACCCACUCUUAUUACUUACAAUGCUCUGAUUGACGGAUGCUGUAAGGAAGGCAAGAUCCAUGAAGCUUACAAGCUAAAAGAAGAAAUGGUGGCUGUGGGAUUUUCACCAGACAUAUACACAUAUACCUCGGUCAUACACGGGGAAUGUAUUUCUGGAGACGUGGAUAAAGCACUGCAACUGUUGAGUGAAGCUCGUGAAAGUGGUUUGACGAUCAAUAUGGUCACUUACACUGCAGUUGUUUCAGGCCUGUCCAGGGAGGGCCGUUCUGAAGAAGCUUUUAAAUUGUACGACGAGGCUAUGGAGACAGGAAUGACUCCUGACAACAGAUUGUACGCAUCACUUGUUGGCAGCCUUCACCAAGUUCCGAACUCUUAA
Messenger RNA from Linum tenue, 1857 nucleotides. The record is from the annotation of a GenBank genome assembly. NCBI's taxonomy places the organism in Eukaryota, Viridiplantae, Streptophyta, Magnoliopsida, Malpighiales, Linaceae.